AUGUCCACCAGCGACGCCGCCCAGCAGGUAGACUAUACGACGACACAAUCUGCGCGCUCCCGAGAACAGACCUAUUCAUCCUCUACCUCUUCGAGUCCCUCUGCGGCCCAGCCUAUUCCCCGAAAUACGCGCGAUGCGGACUCGCAAGCGUCCAGUGCCGAUUCGGAGGCUACCGUCACAGGGUCGACCGUGAGCGCAAACUACGCUGCCCACAUGAAUCAACAACGAUACCACCCUCAUCACAAUAUACAGAGCCGCGGCUAUGACCAGGCUGGUUUCCCGCUCACCAGUCAACCGCAAGGUCUGCAUUCCUCCCCAGAUUCUCCCCGGCUACAGCCGACACACCCUUCCACAAGAUCACUGGCAGAAUCAGCCGCGACUUCCCCUAGUCGGAUCAAAGUGCGAGAUUUGUCACAUAUACAGAGCUUCGCGAGUGAGGAGUACUUGGCUCGGCCACGUCUCCACCAGAGGACUGGAAGCAGCGUCUCAGACGCUGGCAGAUCAUACGAGAUCAGUUCAAUGCCUGUUACAGACAUUAUCGAGAUGGUGGCUGGCCUACUGACCAAGAUCACCAACACCAACGAUCGCCAACACGAUCAUAUGAGUCGUCCGAUUCCUCUACCUGAAGACCAGGCCAACAUGAGCACUCAGACGUCCAGCGUUUUGGCCUUUCACGGCAAGAACGUCCCUAGCAUCACAAUCUUGAGCUAUCUCAGCAGAAUUCACAAGUACUGCCCUACGACAUACGAGGUAUUUCUCAGCCUUUUGGUCUAUUUCGAUCGUAUGACGGAAAUGGUGAAUCGAGGCUUUCUCCGUCAAGCCCAGGCGCAGCAACAAGCAGCAUCAGAGGCUGCGCCUGCGUCUCCAAGCGAAAAGGCCCCCCGAACGCGGUCACCAUCGGCCGAGCAUCAAGUACCAACCGCAGUCGCUACUCCCCCGGCUUCUGGGCAAAUGUCGCCCUCAGAUCGCAGAACGCCUUCACAGAUGCCACCCUCGCCACCUAUGCAGGUCGGUCCGACUGAUCUCUCCAAUUUCUUCGUUGUCGACAGCUUCAACAUACACCGUCUCGUCAUCGCCGGCGUAACAUGCGCCAGCAAAUUCUUCUCCGAUGUCUUCUAUACCAAUUCUAGAUAUGCCAAGGUUGGAGGACUGCCAUUGGUAGAGCUGAAUCAUCUGGAGCUUCAGUUCCUCAUACUCAAUGACUUUCGACUUAGUAUUCCCGUCGAAGAGCUAGAAGCGUACGGGACCAUGCUCGUUGAAUUCUACGCCAGAGAGGUCGUAGCUCAACAACAGGCCGCCCAACAGCAUCAGUCCGCCCUGUCAACACCGGCUACUCCGAGCGAGGGCAUGUUCAUGCGGGACCAGAGUGGACGAUCGACGAGCCAAGCGACCACGGCUUGA
Messenger RNA from Cyphellophora europaea CBS 101466, 1401 nucleotides. RefSeq lists its product as uncharacterized. Gene Ontology annotation, biological process: regulation of cyclin-dependent protein serine/threonine kinase activity. Gene Ontology annotation, cellular component: nucleus; cyclin-dependent protein kinase holoenzyme complex. The record is from RefSeq and is a predicted model, not a curated record. Gene Ontology annotation, molecular function: protein kinase binding; cyclin-dependent protein serine/threonine kinase regulator activity. Bases 1 to 1401 code for a protein of 466 amino acids. The transcript is spliced from 2 exons. Lineage: Eukaryota; Fungi; Ascomycota; Eurotiomycetes; Chaetothyriales; Cyphellophoraceae.